Messenger RNA from Ornithodoros turicata, 1600 nucleotides. RefSeq lists its product as uncharacterized. The record is from RefSeq and is a predicted model, not a curated record. The coding region runs from base 826 to 1386 and encodes 186 amino acids. Lineage: Eukaryota; Metazoa; Arthropoda; Arachnida; Ixodida; Argasidae. The transcript is spliced from 2 exons.
UCCCUUCAUCGUUGCCAGUUCCAUGGAAAAAAUUUGAUCGUUCGAAAUUGGCACCUUCCUAUUCAGAGAUACCAUGCAGUACCUAAAUUCGUCGCUGGGAGAGCUCGUGGAAACCGUCAAAUCCAUGGGGGGCGCAGAGGCGUUCCAGUGCCUGAAGCAGGUAUUUGGAAACGACUACGAAAUUCUGCUUCGUAAAGGUGUAUUCCCAUACAGCCACGUUAAUUCUUUUGCGGUGUACGACGAAUUGGCUCUGCCGGCAAAAUCUGCCUUCCGAAAUGAUCUCACUGGGGAGGAUAUAAGCGAGGAAGACUACCAGUAUGCGCUGCAAGUAUUUGAACAUUUUGGAUGCUCGAAUCUGAGGGAUUAUAAUGCACUGUACCUGAAAACGGAUGCCCUAUUACAUGCUGAUGUAAUGCAGCACUUUCGACGACUGUGCUACGACGCGCGUGGAUUAGAAUUGCUUCAUUGUGUUUCUCUGGCAUCCUAUUCGUGGCAAUGUGCUCUAAAUUACACGCAGGCAAAAUUGGAGUUAAUCAUCGACGAGGACAUGUACAGAACCAUCGAGUCGGGUGUUAGGGGCGGGCUCUGUCAGGCGAGCAGGCGUCAUUUGCGGGCUAACAACCCUCUAUGUAGUGGCUAUGAUCCCGAAAAAGAGGAGGUGUACAUAUCAUACAUAGAUUGCAACAAUCUUUACGGAUUCAGUAUGGUAAAGCACCUCCCCGUCGGCGAUUUCGAGUGGGUCGAGGAUUUUAGCUCUGUGGAUUUUCCCGAUGUGAUUUCCCCUUGCAGAUUGGCUUCACGAUUUUAGAACUGAGUAAAUUAACGAUGUACUCGUUCUACUACGAAACUCUGCUGAGCAAGCUCACUUGUCCGGUGAUUACCUGCUACUUUGACGCGGAUUCUCUGAUCCUCGGCCUAUUCUGCAAGGAUUACGAAGAUCAGUUACGUGUGAUCGCCGAUGACCAUUUAGACUUGUCUUCCUUUGAUCGGGGUCAUCCCCUGUACAGCGAGAGGAAUCGUGGUAGGCUUGGUGCAUUCAAAAGUGAAACCGGUAGCAUACCCAUAGAGGAAGUAAUAUGCUUGAAAGCCAAAAUGUACUCCAUCAAACUAGCUGGGGGAAAACAAAUUGCAAGAGCUAAAGGGGUCAAAAAGAACAUUGUGCGCAAACACCUCCUCCAUGAUACGUACCACGAUACCCUGUUCAAGCACACUAGCGUAUCGCACGAACAGGUGUCAAUAGUGGGAAAGAAACAGUGCAUGUACACCAUCAGAAAUGUGAAAAGAAGUCUGAUGGCGUACGACGACAAACGAUACCUCUACAAUGACAUCGACUCCUACCCAUACGGAAGCUGCGAAUAUGAUAAUGCAGAGGAUGAGAAGGAGUAGCGUCAGUUGGACCAGUGGAAGGAUAUGGUAGCUCGUUCUCUUCUCGCUCGUCUCAUGCACGCUGGCGCUGGACACCUGCAACUGAAGACGCAUGAAGCUCGAGAAGGAUAAGCACACCUACCCGCUUGAAUGCCCUGGUGAUAUCUUCACUAUCACAGAUUGGUAUGUGGUACCUAUGCGGUCCAACAUUAAGCUGGACAAGAACGCUACUGGA